AUGUGUAAAGUAUCCUUAUUGUUUUGUUUUUUCUUGGGCCUUCUGGCUUUUGUUCAUGCAAAAGAAAAUAAAAAAAUUGAAUUUUAUGAAUUAAAGAGAGGAGAUUUGAGGCUUAAUUUGACAAACUAUGGUGCUUCAAUUGUGUCUCUUUUUGUGCCUGAUAAAUAUGGAAAGUUAGCCGAUAUUGUUCUUGGCUAUGAUUCCAUUGAGUCCUAUGAGACCGAUACAUGUUACUUCGGUGCUGUUAUUGGGCGUGUGGCUAAUAGGAUUGGAGGAGCUAAAUUCACUUUGGAUGGUAAAACAUACACGUUGCCGGCAAAUGAUCACGGAAACACACUCCACGGUGGCACGAAAGGGUUCGGUGAUAACGUAUGGACAGUAGAUUAUCACAAGGAAGACAGUCAUAUCACAUUUGCCUACAACAGUUCCGAUGGCGAACAAGGUUUCCCUGGAAAGGUUGAGGUUAGAGUGACUUACAUGUUACUUGAAAAACGCAUAUUGGGUGUGAAAAUGACUGCCACGCCGAUAGACAAACCGACACCCGUGAAUCUAGCACAACAUGCAUACUGGAACUUAAGAGGACACGACAGCGGCGAUAUUCUAUCACACACUGUUCAAAUCUUUGGUUCAAACAUCACUCCAGUAGACGAUAAACUCAUCCCAACAGGCAAACUCCAGCCCGUGGCCAACACGCCAUAUGAUUUCCUUACACCAAAAGAAGUUGGAAGUCGAAUUAACGAUCUUCCUGGUUUAUACGACAUUAACUACGCAUUGGACACAAGUGGUCAAAAUCAUUUGAGCAAAAAUGUUGUGGUGAGAGAUCCUGUCUCAGGGAGGAAAAUGGAGUUGUGGUCAAACCAAGUUGGGUUGCAAUACUAUACCAGUGGUAUGUUGGGUGAUACUAAAGGAAAGAAUGGAGCUACUUAUCACAAAUAUGGUGGCAUUGCUUUGGAGACACAGGGUUACCCAAAUUCAGUGAAUUUGCCUAACUUUCCAUCUCAGAUUGUGAAGCCUGGAGAGACUUACAAGCAUAUCAUGGUUUAUAGAUUCACAGCCAGCUAG
Lathyrus sativus (Indian pea) is the source of this 1062-nucleotide messenger RNA. Lineage: Eukaryota; Viridiplantae; Streptophyta; Magnoliopsida; Fabales; Fabaceae. The record is from the annotation of a GenBank genome assembly.